Molecule: messenger RNA, 4064 nt
Organism: Acanthaster planci (crown-of-thorns starfish)
Lineage: Eukaryota; Metazoa; Echinodermata; Asteroidea; Valvatida; Acanthasteridae
Gene: rangap1
Product: Ran GTPase activating protein 1
Biological process (GO): nucleocytoplasmic transport; signal transduction; activation of GTPase activity
Cellular component (GO): nucleus; perinuclear region of cytoplasm; cytosol
Molecular function (GO): GTPase activator activity; small GTPase binding
Source: RefSeq, a predicted model, not a curated record
CGAAAAUUGUAUGGCACGUGAAAUUUUCCUGAGCUGAAUCGCGGACACACACUGCGACAAUUCACGCUCUUUUUCUCAUAUGUAGGCCUCUGCGUAAACAUACUUUACAAAGUUCCAGUUGCAGAGAUUGUCGCAUGUUUGAGAGAAUGAUUAUCUUUAAAAAGUAAGGAUAAUCGUGAGAGAGGUAACCGUCGUUAAAAACUUUACUCUCACUUGACGUUUGGUUAGAACCUAAUGUUCUCAGCGUUGUGCGCGUAUAUGUAUGCGUAACGUCGUCAGCUCAGCUCAGUCAACAUUCAUUCACUGAUUCAGGUCCGUCUGUCCGGUACUACCUGCCUUAGUGACGACUUCAUCAAGCCAACACUGUACUACUGGUACUGUAUUCAUUAUUACUAUACUAAGCCUACUGAGUACUCACUGCCACUGUCUGCUCGAGUCUGCAGCUGGAAAAUGGCUAGUGCUGACGGAGACGGGGUUGGUACGGUCGCCGACCUGCUUGAAAAGACCAAAGUGAAGCAAUUUAAUGAAGUCUCUUUUGCAGACAAAGGACUGAAGCUGAACACUGCAGAUGAUGCCAAAGUCAUAGUGAAAGCUAUUGAAGAGUGUAAGGACAUUCAGUCCUUGAGACUAGAAGGAAACACUGUAGGAAACCAGGCAGCUGAAGCCAUAGCCAAGGCACUGGAGAAAAGACCCGAAUUUGAGCGAGCCAAAUGGGCCGAUAUGUUCACAGGCAGACUUCGCUCUGAAAUCCCCCCUGCUCUAAGAAGUCUAGGAGCUGCCAUCAUGACAGCAGGUGCCCAUCUGGUAGAGCUUGACCUCAGCGACAAUGCCUUCGGUCCAGACGGCGUCAAGGCUGUCAAGGAUCUCAUUGAGAGCCAGGCCUGCUACACCCUGAAGGAGAUGAGAUUUAACAACAACGGGCUGGGAAUAGGAGGGAAGCUCUUAGCAGAAGCCCUGAUCAGCUGUCACAAGAGCAGCUCGGCUGCAGGCAAACCCCUGGCUCUCUCAGUGUUUGUCGCUGGACGGAACAGACUGGAGAAUCCUGGGGCCAUUGCCCUAGGCCAAGCCUUCAAGACCAUAGGGACUUUGGAAGAGGUAGCAGUGCCUCAGAAUGGUAUCAACCACGAAGGAAUAACAGCUCUGGCAGACUCCUUCACACACAAUAAGAACCUCAGGAGUAUCAAUCUUCAAGACAACACGUUCACAGAGAAAGGUGCAUCUUCAAUGGCUGAGGCCCUCAAGAAACUGGAGAAAUUGGAGUCCAUUAACUUCGGGGACUGCCUGGUGAGGUCGGACGGUGCCAUUGCCCUUGCAGAAACCUUCCAUCACAGUCUGCCUAACUUGAAGGAGCUGAACCUGAGCUAUGGGGAGAUAGACAGGGAAGCCGGCAUAAAGCUUGCUGAGAGUAUGGAGCGCAAAGAGGCACUCACAGUAUUGGAACUGAAUGGAAACAUUUUUGGCGAGGAGGGUGUGGAGUUGAUUCGCGGUGUUCUGGAAGCAAGGGGUCAGUUGGAUGCCCUCGGCUCCUUAAGUGAUGAUGAAGGCGAUGACAGUGAUUAUGAAGAUGUGGAUGAAGAUGAAGACACUGAGGAGGCAGAGGAAGGUGAGGAGGAGGAGGAAGGCGAGGUGAGCACCGACCCAGAGCUACAGGUCAAAGGGGUGAAGGCUGUCAUCUCACCACGAAAAGAGGAGACCAGCACAGAUGACAAGGAAAAUGUGGUACUAGCCACUGCAGCAGAGUUCCUCUCAUUCCCAAGUGCAGACAAGCUAAUGGGGAUCGGUAAAGACAGGGGGCGCCUCAUCUUGAAGGAGCUUGGGAGUAAUACUGGCGAUUAUGAGAGGGUCAUCCAGGUUUUUGUCCAAGUGGCCUCUGUAAUUGAUAGCAAAAGGGAGUCUGUGAUACAAGCUGUACACGAGGCAUCAGAUGUCAUCCUUGAAAAGCUGUUUACCAUCGAUAAGUGCAAUCCUGAGGCAAUCGCAAACAGCAUUCUGGUUCAUCUGGGACUCAUCAAGAGUGAAGACAAGAUCAAGCCUGUACAAAACCCCAGUGGGUUGCUCUUGGCCAUGGCGCAUGUUGUGAAACAGGACUAUUUCCCUAGACACCUGUCGCAGCUCUUCAUCACUUUUUUGUCGAGGCCUCACCAAGGUCUGGAUGUGUGCUUUCAGCCUAAGCAUCAGUUUCUUCAGGCUCUUUAUUCAAUCUGAUUACUACCAGUACCAGACGGAGCACUUGUUGGUAAAAACAACGCCACUUGACAUUCUUGUAAGACAAACUUUCUCAUAGCUUUGAAUAUAGAGUCACACCAAACACCCCUAUGCGCUGAAUGGUUGAGCUGGGCCUUGUGGCUGUCGGGCUGAAAGUGAAUCUGGUUUGAUUCUUGAUUACUGUGAAGUUAGUUUGUUAGUCUGCACUCGAUGCUCUGGAUUUUCUUUAGGUUGAGUCCCUACAAUUGAAAAUUGGUACCCCAAGCGUGAGUACUGAUUACUCCAGGACCAAUUGUGCAAAGAAAUUGACCGAAAUUAAAAGAAAUUUAAAGAUUAAACUUCAACAGUUUAGCUAAGGAUAUCUAUCUUAUUGAUGGUCACACAAGGGAGGUGUUGAUCCAGUGUGUGAGCUAAUUUAAACCCACAUCUUUCAAAGAGAUGCUGGACUAAUGUUGUUUGCGUCUAUUGCAUGAAUGGGCAGUUCGCUCAUCGUAUGAAUCCAAGAAACCUAGCCAAACUUUCAUAACAUCUAAACACUCUUUGAAAUGGAGUGCUUAAUAUUUCCUCUUUGUGUGCAGUUCACCUUCAUUUACAUCUGUGUUGUACAUGUGUAUUUUUAGAGUGGCACUUCCUGUGAAGACUGUUCAAGUGAACUUAGAGAGAAAAAGCAUUACCUCGCAUUCAGGUUGACACUUGAUCUCUGAUUUCAACUUCAGUCAGGAUCUUUGACAUAUUUGCACACAUUCCUUGCUAAGGUGAGGCCUGAUUCUAGAGCUUCAUCUUUCCAUAGGCUAUUUGUUUGCUACAGCUGAAAUUUUCGUUUUCAACCAAGAUCAAAUUUUGAGAUAUAGUCAGCUCUGUGUUUAUACCAAAAUGUUACGGCAUUUAAUCUCACAACAGCCUAGAGGGACUGGAAAGUUUAAAUUUACUGCCUAAAUUUGACCUCUCCAAAGCAAACUUGAACACUCUGCUCAUUCCAUGGCCAUUAUGACUCUGGAUUGAUGUUUGUCUCGAAAAUGCCAGAAAAAUUCUGUGAAGCAAAAUUCAGAGGGCUAUUUUUUCCCGAGAUAUGAUCAAAAAGUGCAUCUUGAAGAUCCCAUAAUCUCAAAACUUGAAUUUAAAUCACUCCAUGUAAUUUUACACCUUCUUCAGUACAUGCUGUUUGAACUUUAUACCACUUGACCUCAUAGCUCUUGCAUGUCACUGAAUUAACAAGCACAAACUGAUUCAAUUUAGAAAAACCUGUGUAACAAUUAAGCAAACCUCAAUUCCUCCCAAAUAUCAAAUUUCCACUCUGAAAGGAAAACAUAUUUCAUUCAAUUUGGAAUAGGCAAGAUGGGCAGACUAAGAUCAAGUGUAAUGGGUGAUGCCAGCUCAGAAUAGACUUGCCUUGUUUAGCAUCAUGUUGUAAAACAGCUAUUGAUAAAGAAAUACAGCCUACAGAUGUGGAUGGUCACUGAAAAUAUUGUUGAAAAUUCGCAUUUAACAUUACCUUGAGUAAUCUAGAGAGAUUUUGAGAGAGAGUUGUAGAAUGCCACCAUUUUAAAUUUUGUUUGUAAGACACGAAUUAUUUUUCUUGCGCUAUGCAUUCAGAAUUUGAAAGAAAACAACAUCCAUUCAUUUAAGUUUUAUUUCAUUACUGGCUCUGUUUUUAUGUUGAAAUUUUUGUGGGAAUUUUACAGCCAAUUUUUUUAUGUUUCUUUAGCAAAAAAUGGUAGAAAACAGCUCACUGAUGCCAUUUUCAAAUUAAUGUGUGAGAUGUAAUCCUCUGAUAUGGAAGGAACAUUCUUUCGUCUGAAGCAUUAUUUAAUGAGUGCAUAAUUUCUUUGUAAAUAAAUUAGCAUAUUAGAUUUCAUUGA